This is a messenger RNA of Colletotrichum truncatum, 1110 nucleotides long. The record is from RefSeq and is a predicted model, not a curated record. NCBI's taxonomy places the organism in Eukaryota, Fungi, Ascomycota, Sordariomycetes, Glomerellales, Glomerellaceae.
AUGACAACCAAAGAACAGAAAGCCAAAGCGGAUCACGUAAAUGUGAAAACUCCUUCACUCGGGGUAGAAGACGAGAAUGGCUUCGUCAUCGACACGGAGACUAACAAGAAGCUUCUCAAGCGGAUUGAUAUGCGUGUUAUGCCUGUGCUCUGCUUCACAUAUGCCCUCCAGUACUACGACAAAGCUCUCCUCAGUCAAGCUGCAAUAUUCGGCAUGAGAGCAGAUCUCGAUAUGCUCAACGGUCUGAGAUACUCUUGGGCGUCUCUUAUCUUCUACUUUGGCUAUAUGGCUGGAACCUACCCCAUUUCCCUUCUUGCCCAGCGUUUUCCAACCCGUUGGGUUAUUACAGCAAUUUGUCUUUUAUGGGGUAUUGUCGUUUUGACUACACCGGCUUGCAAAACCUUUGAACAUUUCCUUGUUAAUCGCUUCUUCCUUGGACUUAUCGAAGCGGGUGUAUCCCCUACGUUUAUGCUUGUCGUCGGUCUGUGGUAUACGCACGCCGAGCAGGUUUCUCGCUCGAGUUGGUGGUACUCUUUUAGCGGCGGCUCACUUCUCGUAUCUCCACUCAUCAACUACGGCCUUGGGCAUAUUAGUGGAGGCAUACUUCGUCCUUGGCAGUAUAUGUACUUCAUCGCUGGCGCUGCGACUUUGUUAUGGGGUAUUGCUCUUUGGUGGCUAUUCCCUGAUACCCCGGAGUUAGCUAAAGGCUUUACCGACGAGGAGCGUGAAACAAUCCUUGAGCGCGUUCGUACAAACAACGCUGGUGCCGAAAACAAGUCCUUUAAGCCUUAUCAGGUCUUUGAAGCUUUUAAGGACCUCCAGUUAUGGGGAAUAUGCGUUCUGUCUAUCGUUUCGUGCACUGGAUCCGGGGCCGUCACUACGUUUGCCCCAAUCGUUUUUAACGGCAUGGGGUUUUCCGUAUUCCAGUCCCUUCUUCUUAACCUACCUAUUGGGGCGUUAGCUUUCUUUUGCAUUCUCGGCUCCGGUUACCUAGGCCAGCGACUUCCGAAUGCUCGUUUCCAUAUUAUUACCGUCGCUUGUCUCCCCGUUAUUCUGGGCUGCUGUCUAAUGUGGCAACUACCAUCAUCAAUGAGGGCGGCCCGUAUUAUU